Messenger RNA from Prosopis cineraria, 2555 nucleotides. Its product is annotated as probable galacturonosyltransferase 15. Gene Ontology annotation, molecular function: polygalacturonate 4-alpha-galacturonosyltransferase activity. Lineage: Eukaryota; Viridiplantae; Streptophyta; Magnoliopsida; Fabales; Fabaceae. The transcript has 6 exons. The coding region runs from base 261 to 1877 and encodes 538 amino acids. The record is from RefSeq and is a predicted model, not a curated record.
GAAACACUUGAUUUGAUUUGAUUUCUCUUUUUCUUACUCAAGAGAAUUGAUUUCACUGUGCCAGUAGAAUUUCGAUUCCCGUGAACUCCAUUUUGCUCCGCAAGUACAAGGAUAAAUGCUCCUCCCACCUCUCUCUCUCCUCUCUCUCUCUCUUCUUUUGCUUCUCUCGCACUGAACCAGUGAGCCAGUGAAGUAUCAGAUCUCUCUUGCCGAUUCGAUCCAGAGGAGGAGGAACCGGAUUGAGUGAUGGAAUCGAGACGAUGAAGUUCUACAUAUCGGCGAAGGGGACAAAGAGAGUGAUCGCGAUAUCGAACGGUGGAGGAGGAGCCGGAAAAGCAUCGACGAAGACUAGUACGGCUGCUGCUGCAGGAGGUCGCCGGAUUUCCGCCGGCGCUGUCUUGCCGGUGGUUCUGUUGCUUGGUAUUGUCCUGCCGUUGCUCUUUGUCAGAAUCGCGUUCUUGGUGCUCGAAUCUGCUGCGGUUUGCUCGUCGUUAGAUUGUGUGCGAUGGAGGUUUUUGAGCGAGGGUGACACGUCUCUGAAACUCAGAGAUGAGGUGACCAGAGCGCUGCUGGAAGCGAACGACGGUCAUGUGAGUGAAGAAGGAGCUGAGUCGUUCAAUGAGCUUGUGAAACAGAUGAGGGCCUCUAAGCGACAGGACCUUGAGGCAUUCGCUUUCAAGAUCAAGGCCUCGGUACAUCUAUCAAGAAUGGAACGCAAGGUGCGAUCGGCAAGGCAUCUGGAAUCAGUUUACUGGCAUCUAGCUUCUCACGGGGUUCCCAAAAGCCUAAACUGUCUUUGCCUCAAGUUAGCUGAUGAAUACUCUGUAAAUGCCAUGGCUCGAUCUCGCCUACCUCCGGCUGAAUCCAUCUCUCGACUUGUUGACCCUACCUUUCACCACGUUGUUCUCCUAACUGACAAUGUCCUUGCAGCUUCUGUUGUUGUCACCUCUACUGUUGAAAAUUCAGCCAUCCCUGAGAAGUUAGUCUUUCAUAUCGUCACCGAUAAGAAAACUUAUACUCCCAUGCAUGCAUGGUUUGCCACCAAUUCUGUGAAAUCAGGUGUAGUGGAAGUCAGGGGAUUGCACCAAUAUGACUGGUCUGAAGAAGUUAAUGCUGGUGUUCAGGAGAUUCUGGAAACUAAUCAAUUGAUUUGGAAGAACUAUUACAAGAAUAUUAAAGAAAGGGAAUUCAACCAUAGGGAUCAAGAGCAAAAAAGAUUCAUAGAGGUUCUAAGGCCUAGUAGCCUCUCCUUGAUGAAUCAUCUCCGCAUUUAUAUCCCCGAGCUGUUUCCUGAUCUGAACAAGGUGGUAUUUUUGGAUGACGAUGUUGUGGUGCAACAUGACAUAUCUUCUUUGUGGGAACUAGAUCUUAAUGGCAAAGCCUGUGGUUCGGUUUUCAAGUCAUCUGGUGGAGAAACUGGUUUCCCUGGAAGUAAAUUCAUCGACUACCUGAACUUCUCCCAUCCUCUCAUAUCAUCCCACUUCGAUCCUGAACAAAGCAUAUGGCUUUACGGCAUGAAUAUAUUUGAUCUUGAAGCUUGGAGGAGAUCGAAUAUCACUGAGACUUACUUUCGAUGGUUGAAACUUAACCUCAAAUCUGGGUUGGCAUUAUGGAAACCAGGUGUGCUUCCACUUGCCUUGAUUGCUUUUGAGGGUCAAGUGCAUCCUAUAGAUUCAUCAUGGCUUGUGACUGAUUUAGGUUACCACUAUCAAUCAGAAGAAAUUAGUCCGGACAGAUUGGAAGCUGCUGCUGUAAUUCAUUUCAGCGGCCCUGCAAAGCCGUGGCUUGAAAUUGGCUUCCCAAAAGUUCAGAGUUUAUGGAACAGAUAUGUAAAUUUCUCUGACAAAUUCAUCAGGAGAUGUGGAAUUACACAGUGAAUCAACACAAUUAUACUGCUUCAAAGGCUCCAACAUGUGUUCAUUUAGGACACAAGUUAUCUCCAGGUUUUUUGGUCCUGACAUUUUCAAAUGAAUAUAAGAUAGGUCUACCUUGUAUCCACCAAGAGAGACAAGGAUCUUAAGCAGAUGUUUGGUUCAUGGAAAAAUGUUUUCUAGGAAAGAAAUGAGAAAUAUACUUAGAAAGAAAAUGGGAUAAAUGCAUUUCUCAUUUUCUUUUUGAAAAACAUUUUUCUACCUACCAAACAUUACAUAAGACCUGGAAACAAGUUGGAGUAGAUCAUUUGAGAUUCAUUAACAAGGACAAAAUGCGUGCGGGAUCUGAGGGAAGAAGGUUUCACCUUCAGUCUCUGACUUAUACGCUCUUCACAGCAUAAUUUUGCCAGAUACUUCCAUAUGCUUACAUAUACUUCACAGUCAUAUAUAGAUGAAGCUUCCACUCAGUGCCAUAUUACAAACACUAUCAUCUGAUCCUGAUGUUAAGAGUUAUGAGAUACAGCCACAAGCAUCAUAAUUUUUUUCUCUGGGCACAGAUUAUAAAUGGUAAUUUUAGUUUUUAAUUUUCGGCUAUAUUAUUGUAUUGCUGUAAAUUACCUGCUUAAAAAUGCUUUUCUGUACGGAAAAUAAUUUUACAUGUAUAGUAUUUUCUGAUUCCUUGAA